GCGAUAGAGACGCCACACUCAGAGCUAGACUUCCACAUCCUCCCGCGGACUCGCACCGACCUCCAAAAGCACAUCCAGCCUGAGCCCCCUCGCCUCCAACCGCGGCAUGGCCACCAUCACCUGCACCCGUUUCACCGAGGAGUACCAGCUUUUCGAAGAACUGGGCAAGGGAGCGUUUUCAGUGGUGCGCAGAUGCGUGAAGGUGCUGUCAGGACAGGAGUAUGCAGCCAAAAUCAUCAACACCAAGAAGCUUUCCACCCGUGAUCACCAGAAGCUGGACAGAGAGGCCAGGAUCUGCAGGCUGCUGAAGCAUCCCAACAUUGUACGCCUCCAUGACAGUAUCUCUGAGGAAGGACACCACUACCUUAUCUUCGAUUUAGUUACGGGUGGAGAGCUCUUUGAAGACAUUGUCGCCAGGGAAUAUUACAGUGAGGCCGAUGCCAGCCAUUGUAUCCAGCAGAUCCUGGAGGCAGUGCUUCAUUGCCAUCAGAUGGGAGUCGUCCACAGAGAUCUCAAGCCUGAGAAUCUCCUCCUGGCUUCCAAAUCCAAGGGUGCCGCGGUGAAGCUGGCGGACUUCGGCCUGGCCAUCGAGGUGGAGGGAGAGCAGCAGGCGUGGUUCGGCUUUGCUGGGACACCUGGUUACCUGUCUCCGGAGGUUCUGCGGAAGGACCCCUAUGGGAAGGCGGUGGAUCUGUGGGCGUGCGGAGUUAUCCUGUACAUCCUGCUCGUGGGAUACCCCCCGUUCUGGGAUGAGGACCAGCACCGGCUCUACCAGCAGAUCAAGGCUGGGGCGUACGACUUCCCCUCUCCUGAGUGGGACACAGUAACCCCCGAGGCGAAGGACCUCAUCAACAAGAUGCUGACCAUCAACCCAGCCAAGCGCAUUACUGCGGCUGAGGCCCUCAAGCACCCCUGGAUCUCACACCGGUCCACAGUGGCCUCCUGUAUGCACAGGCAGGAGACCGUGGAGUGCCUGAAGAAGUUCAAUGCCAGGAGGAAGCUGAAGGGUGCCAUCCUGACCACCAUGUUGGCAACACGGAACUUCUCUGGGGGGAAGACCAGCAAGAAGGCAGAUGGAGUGAAGAAAAGGAAGUCCAGUUCCAGCGUCCAGCUCAUGGAAUCUUCAGAGAGCACCAACACGACCAUCGAAGAUGAGGACACCAGAGUGAGGAAACAGGAGAUUAUCAAAGUUACUGAGCAGCUAAUAGAAGCCAUCAGCAAUGGAGACUUUGAGAGUUACACGAAGAUGUGCGAUCCCAGCGUGACGGCCUUCGAACCCGAGGCCCUGGGGAAUCUAGUGGAGGGUCUGGACUUCCACCGGUUUUACUUCGAGAACCUGUGGUCGAAGAACAGCAAGCCGGUGCACACCACCAUCCUGAACCCGCACAUCCACCUCAUCGGGGAGGAGGCGGCCUGCAUCGCCUACAUUCGCAUCACGCAGUACAUCGACCCCAACGGCAUGCCACGCACCGCGCAGUCCGAGGAGACGCGCAUCUGGCACCGGCGGGACAGCAAGUGGCAGAUCGUCCACUUCCACCGCUCCGGCUCUCCCUCCGCCAUUACCAAGUAAAUCCACCCGCUGAACUGCGGAAGCGGAGGAAUUGAAUGAGACGUGUCUCCAUGGCACCAGUCAUCAGCUGCCUGUGUGUGGGAAGGGUGUGUGCGUCACACGCCUGCCUGUGGAACCGCCCUCCGUAUUUCACCACCGAUCGUGUGUCUCUUCACUCCAUCCAUACCAAUGCUAUGUUGCUAUCUUUAAAAUAACAGAACACAAACAAACUAUGAUCCAUAUACACAGUAUAUCAUUUGUCACUUUAUUUAAUCUUCCCUUCCCAUUUGUCUUACUUAUUAUGACUUUGAUAUACAGCGAGGUCCAUGAGUAUUUGGACUGAGACUACAAUUUUAAAGGGCUGUAAUUCCUAUACGGAUGUAAAUAUCCUCAAAUUAACAUUAUAACGUUUUACCCUUUAAUCUGUGUUCGAAUUACAGACCUUGGAAAUUGUGUCACUGUCCAAAUCAUACAGAUGUCACUGUUAUUAUGAAUAGAUACACUACUGGUUUUUCAACAUUACCAGUCUACGACUUGCUUAAACCUUCCCGUGCCACUGUUAGUUACCUUUAAAUCGGAGCAGUUUUGACUAAUACGUGGAUGCUUCUUGUUCAAAACACAGUAAAACCACAGCAGUGCCAUUGACAUUUAGCCUCAGAGUGCUGCUACAAAGUGGUGUUUCCAUCUUCCAGAUACGCAUUGUACAUGACUAUGAUGAUCAUUAGUUGAAUUAUAGAUUUUACCCCUAUUCAAAUCCACCUGGCUGAUCCCAUUGGUUUUCAAUUAAACUGAACAAAUACUGUAGCUGUGACAUAAUGUCCAGCUUCAGAACAUUUGAGCUUCUCUUUCAGUGUCUGCAGGUAUUUACUCCUACCGUGCGCUACACCACCUGAAUUCACUCGUUAUUUUACCUAUUUGGUUCAGAUAAUAAGCUAAUUGGGGAAAUCCGGUGGUGUAGCGUAUGGUUGAUGCAAAUAUCUGCAGACAUUGUGGCCAGCAGGACGUGGAGUUCAGUAGCUGUCCUAGAUUAUUAUCCUUUGUGUGGUGCACAGUGAUGACCUCAUAUGCUUUUUCCACCAAUCAAAUUACUGUCUCUCUGAGUAGAACAUAGUGGACUGUCUGGUCGAUAUUCAUGAAAGCAAAGGGUCAAAACAUUUUAAUUUCCAUUCCAUACUGUAUAUGUACACAACCUCAACUGUAACUCAGUCGGGCAGAAUAUAAAAACAAAUGUUCUAUAAUUGUUAAAAUUGGGCACAAAAAGAAGAAGGAAGAAAUGGGUGUUCUCUCAUUUGAUUGUACCUGCCCCUGCUGUAAUUUAAAUGUAUAAUUGAACUACAUUUUUCCAAAGUUUUGCUCUAUGAGGAACCAGUGUUGGAGCCUUUUUUAUAUUUUUCUUCAACAGCAGGGGGGGGUAUAUCGUUCUCUGAGUGAGUUCAGGGUGGUUUUACAGUAUCUGGCUAUUGUUACUGUAUCUCUGCAGACCUCUUUAAAACAUGAGGAGGCCAGAUCCUUCGGUAUAGAUGUACAGAUCAGGUGCUCAAAACCAGAACUUGAUGUAGAUGAUGUGUUUGACUACUUUAUAUGUCUUUCCCCCAAAACUCCCUAUUAAAUAUUGCAUAGACUGGGACCUUAGAAUUAUAUGGUUCUAACUGACAUUUUUUGCAUAAAUGUGUGAAGUUCUACAGAAAGAUACUGUUUAAAUGUAUGGGGAAAAAAAGCUGCAUUUAAAGGGUUGUAUCUGCUUGGUGCCCUUUCACUUUGGUAUCUUUGAAGUUCAAGAUCUCCAAACUGCUCAGAACUCAGGUAGAAACGUAUAAUUCCAAGGUCACGAGACGGUGAACGUUCACGCUAAAAACUUUAUUGAUUUCCACAGUCACAAAUUGUGUGUGUUUGUUGUAAGACAUUACACAGAGUCAGGUACUGCCUGUGGAGGUAGGGUGAUCAGCGCACUUUGUUUUUUGGUUCUUCCAGUAAAGAUGCUGAGUUCAUAGUCGCUUCCCCACAGCAGCACUCCGUCCGUCUGUCCGCUUGGCUGUGUGUCCACCGCAGUGACGAGGGCUUCGGGUGAUCCGCUGUUGACACGGCCGAGCUCGGCGGCCAGAGGGGGAAUUCUGUGUUGUGCUUAGCGCGUAUCAGGCUUCAAAAACAAAAAGCAAUUUGUUCAAAGGCCAAUGAAACUACCCAGAGGUUUUUUGCAAUAAAACAUAUCGGUGUUUUUGUUGUUGUUGUUAUUGUUGUUGUUGUUGUUGUUGUCGUUGUUGUACAGGCUGGCAUUUUCACAUUCAGAUUUUACAGUGGCGUGUAAAAGUGGCGUUUUGUUUGGAUUCGAAAGUUUUUAAUUACCUGCUUUUUUGUUGCCAUGGUUCCUUAUCUGCUUCGGCUUGUUAACUCACAUUAAUGCCACAUUAAAACUGCAUGAAUUGGGUCAAAAUUAGUUGCACAUUGUUUUUACCUUCCCCCCUCGAUAAUGCAAGAUGAACACUGGAAUGUAUCGUUCUGAAUAUAUGACAUUAUAAAUCGUGUUUUAAGGCCAAUUGGGCAGAGAGGGAUUUGUGUGUUUGGACGAAGAAGAAUUACAAGCAGCUGUACUAUGAAAAAUAUAAAAGCAGUAUAAAUAUGCCUUUUAUCAAUAACGAACCUAGCAUUGUUGUACAACUGUGGACUCACAGAUAGACACAUAUGCAUUCAGGGACAGACUAACUCAUCAUGAAUGUCCCACACUUGUACAGUACAAUGCACUCCAGCAGACUGUAGAUGAAAAUGGGUUACAUUUGACAAUGUGGUGAAAACCAUUAUCAGCUUCCCAAAUAUGACAAUACAAUAAUAGAAAAAAAUCUAAUAAAAUUACUGCUAGGAAAUGAACCACUACCUGAAGAUGUACAGGAUUCCAUGACUUCUUUCUUAGACACUCCUUGUACAUACUGCUUGUUUUGUAGUCGAUAUUGAUAUUUUAUAUGGCUUAUUAUACAGAUUGUAUAAUUGUUUUUUAUGAUAGUUUUAGUCUUCAGUGUGAAAAUGGACACCAUUGCUUUGAUAUGAGAACUUCCAGCCAAUCAGCUGCCAGACUUGCUUUUCUGUGUGCGGUGAAUGCAUCCUGCCUUGUGUUAGGAGAUUAUAUUGAAGUUUGAGUGUAAUUAUGAACAAUGAGAUUAUAUUUAUUAAAGAGCAACCAGUAUAAAGCUCGGAUAAAAUCUGCAGAUAUGCUGGUGUCAAAAAUGUACAGCUCUUUUGUUUUUGUUCACUGCAUGGAACUGUUCUGUACCAAUGUCAAAGUGUGCUUUGUUUUCAAGAAAGGUUGAAGCCGUCAUCUAAAUUAGACUAUUGAUGUUAGGAGUUUGGGUGAAAUGUUGGGUGGGGAACAGACUGCUUUUUUUGUCUUCUGGAAGUAAAUAAGUGGUAAAUGCAUAUUUUAGUGUUUUCUUUUAUAUUAUUUAAAUAAGAAAGUCUGAUCUUAGUUUUGAUUCCCGUAUUGAUCUGUAAACCUGACCAGGCUGACACACUGGUGUGAGAUAUUACAGGUCCACACCAAGUCCUGCGUGUGGUUUGCUAAUGAAAAUGAAAUGUUUUCUUUCUCUUCACCUAAGUACAUCUGAGCAAAUUUCCUAGCCUGAAAGGAUAUUAAAUAUACAACAAUAUAUGGUAAUCCUCCGUCCUGAUUUUCAUCAGAAGGGUGAGCUUCCCGUUGGUUUUUGGAGAGUUUCUCUCCUCUCCACCCUCAACACAGUCAAAUUAAUUUACAUCACCAAAAGCUGUAAUGCAAAUUAAGGUAUUUUACUUUAUUAAUAGUAUUCAUAGGUUUGUUUUCAAUUUUGUGGGUUCCCAGUGUAUUUUGAAAAGAAAAUUGUAUUUUUUGUUCAUUUGAAAUUUGGCUUUGCUUGAUUUUAUGUUAAAAAAAAAAAGAAACAUAAAAAUGCUAUCGUUGUAUGAGAAAGGUACAGUAGAUGAGUGGAACAAGGUGUCACGCAAUUCAACUGGCUCUCUGCUCAUGAAGUAUAACCAAACGCGUCUCAUAAGAAGAUACAAACAGUACAUUUAUGUCCUUGUGACCUUGUGUACACACCCUCAAAUUAAAGCUGACAGUCUUUAACUUCAUAUUCAUUGUUUUAUAUGAAAUCCCACGUUUUGGGAGUACAGAGCCAAAACAACAAAUGUUGUUGCACCAUCCAAAUACUUAUGGACUGCACACGUGUAUUGGAUGUUCACACUGACCAACCAAUCAAAUGCUAAAGUUCACUGAUGAUUUUUUUAUUUAUUCAUAAUCAUAAUGUAAAAUCUACUCUCUUAGUAUUCUCAUGUAAAACAUUGCUACAUUACAGAGAAACAACUGAGGAUUUACAGUAGCAGGUAAUGACACUACAUCUGUCAGAAUGAAGGCAUAAGAUUUAUCAAAAUCAAAAGAGAAAAGGCUGUGAGCUACAGACAUCACCGGGCUGGAUGAGAACUCAGGAAGACAGACAGUGGGCCGCUGCAAGCUUUUGUGAGAAGUUAUUGUCACACCUCUGCUCAGCUCGUAAGUUAUACUUCCUGUGUAAAGAGCCACUGAGAGACAGAUAGCUCUGCGUGCGUUUGUGUCAAGUAGAAUGCGAGAAACACGUGAGAAAGCAAAGAGUGCAACAAAAAUAAGGGAUGGGAUAAUAUUUGACUUUGAAGCUGUAUUUGUACUUGUGAAUUGAAUGACUGCCUUAUGUACACAUAUUAUUGCAAUUUGUUUGAUCAUUUUUUUUAGGUGACCAAUAUUAUUAUUGUUAUCUAUUGUACCACUUCAGAAUGAGGGUGGUUUAAUAUCCAGGUUUCAUGGUCUUUAAACUCUUUGAGAUUUACUCAGAACUAUUAUAUUAUUGCCAAAAUGAAACGCAUAUACUGUACUUAAUGGUGUUUUCAUAAAUAAAGCUGUAUUUACCAACCA
This is a messenger RNA of Conger conger (European conger), 6455 nucleotides long. Its product is annotated as calcium/calmodulin-dependent protein kinase type II subunit alpha. Gene Ontology annotation, cellular component: cytoplasm; neuron projection. NCBI's taxonomy places the organism in Eukaryota, Metazoa, Chordata, Actinopteri, Anguilliformes, Congridae. Gene Ontology annotation, biological process: protein phosphorylation. The record is from RefSeq and is a predicted model, not a curated record. The transcript is spliced from 19 exons. Gene Ontology annotation, molecular function: calcium/calmodulin-dependent protein kinase activity; ATP binding; calmodulin binding. The coding region runs from base 107 to 1570 and encodes 487 amino acids.